AUGAACACUCCAAUAAAACUCACCUUCCUCAUUCUCUGCAUCGCCCUAACCGCAACCGCAUUCGUAGUCCCAGCCAAACGUGCCGACGUUACCCCAGAACAUGAAAAAACCGUAGCAGGAAUCUGCAGCGUUGUCGAAGACAAAAAUCUUUGUAGCAUAACCUUGAAAACCGUCCCAAGCAAUGACCCUGCCUUCUUGGUCCGCUACUUAGCCACAGCAGCAGAAUCCUCCGUUAAAAAGGGCUUGAACUUUCUCUCCGGAAUCAAACCUAAGUACAAAGGAAACGCCUUCGCCACAAACUGCAUCACCGGUUGCGAAAAACAGUUAAACAACGCCUUGGAAGACUUUGCAGAUUUCUGGAAAGCCGCAGGAAAAAACCUAACCAGCAUGGCUGAUAAUUACUUCACAUGCAAGAGUAAGAUGACUUCGAUCUUCACGUACCACUCGACUUGUCUUGAUGACAUUUACGACAAAACGUUGUUGAAAGAGGUUCAAGGAGGGAUUGGGCUUGGGAAAAGAAUGAGUGGUGAGUCAGUGGAUGUGUUCUCUGGAAUGGAUAAAGUCUUCAACACUUUAAACAUUAAGACCAAACUUAACCAGAAAGAUACCGAUUCGUUGCUCCCACCACCUUUGUCGUUUUACUACCAUUGA
This is a messenger RNA of Eruca vesicaria subsp. sativa (arugula), 651 nucleotides long. The record is from the annotation of a GenBank genome assembly. Lineage: Eukaryota; Viridiplantae; Streptophyta; Magnoliopsida; Brassicales; Brassicaceae.